Cucumis melo (muskmelon) is the source of this 1633-nucleotide messenger RNA. Its product is annotated as BOI-related E3 ubiquitin-protein ligase 1. Gene Ontology annotation, molecular function: ubiquitin-protein transferase activity. Bases 527 to 1528 code for a protein of 333 amino acids. Lineage: Eukaryota; Viridiplantae; Streptophyta; Magnoliopsida; Cucurbitales; Cucurbitaceae. The transcript is spliced from 5 exons. The record is from RefSeq and is a predicted model, not a curated record.
GUGUUUCCUAAAAAAUAAAUUAAACAAUAAGGAAUUAUAUAAAUUAAAAAGAAAAAGAAAAAAAAAAAGGAACGGAAAUCCGUUUGCGUAACCACUACCACCGAUUCAUUCAUUUCAUUCUAAUAAAUUUUCCACUCCCACCGCACCACCUCCCUACAAUUCCUCUUCCUCUCUCUCCUAUAAUUCUCCAUCUUCAUCUCCAUCUCCAUCUUCCUCCUCAUCCUUUUCGUCGGUUAUCUUACCUCUCCAGAACCCUCCAUCCAUCUUUUCCCUUUCCUCUCUCUCUCUCUCUCUCUCUCUCUCUCUCUCUCUAUACACACACAUACACACACACACACACACACAUAUUUCUAGAUCCUAUUCCUCCUCCUUCAUCAUUUGAUUCUACAUAUACACUCUUCAAGGAUCUGGAGAUGAUAUUUCUUCUCAUCUCACACUGCCCAAAUGACUUCUUCGUAAGGCAGUGAACCUUCCGUGCUGUCAGUAUUUUACUUUUCUCUUUAUCUGAGGUUCAUUGAUUCAAAAAAUGUUGGGUGGCAACAAUGGAAAUGGUUUGCUUCCCGUUUUCCUUGAUGAAAAACGAACCCAGUAUCAAACUAAUGCUUCUGGUCAGCUGCAGUUAUUUGGGAAUUUGCCCGUUAGUUGUGGAAUUGAGCCUGUAAAUUAUUUUGGAAAUGAGCAAAUGGUUCAUAUGCUUCGCCCUAACAAAAGAAGUAGGGAAAUAGAAGAUUUCUCAAGACAGCAGAAGCUUCAGAUUUCCCUAAAUUAUGCUUGUCAAGAUGAUGCUGAUCGUUCAACAACCAUUAGAAACCCAAAUCCUGUGUCAACGGGCUUAAGGUUAUCAUAUGAUGAUGAUGAACACAAUUCCUCUGUUACCACUGCCAGUGGAAGUAUAACAGCUGCACCUUCAAUCAUUUUUUCACUUGGUGAUAAUAUCAGGACUGAGAUCGACAGACAAAAGGAAGAAUUUGAUCAAUAUAUUAAACUUCAGGAAGAACAUUUGGCAAAGGGUAUUAGGGAUAUGAAGCAAAGACAUACGGCUUCCUUUCUUAGUGCGAUUGAAAAAGGCAUCGGAAAUAAACUGCAUGAAAAGGAUGUUGAAAUUGAGAGCAUGAACCGUAAAAACAGAGAGCUAGUGGAGAGAAUAAAGCAUGUGGCCACGGAAGCUCAAAAUUGGCAUUGCAGAGCAAAGUACAAUGAGUCAGUCGUAAAUGUCCUGAAAAACAAUCUUCAGCAUGCCAUCUCGCAGGGUGCGGACCAAGCGAAGGAAGGGUUUGGAGAUAGUGAAGUGGAUGAUGCUGCCUCAAACAUUGAUCCAAAUAAUUACCUAAGUGUUCCAGGUGGGACAAUAAAACCUUCAACCAGCAAGGAAUACAUGAUUUGCAGAGCAUGCAAGGCAAAAGAGGUUUCCAUCCUACUUAUGCCUUGUAGACAUUUAUGUUUGUGUAAAGAUUGCGAUGGACUUGUAAAUGUCUGUCCUGUCUGUCACUUGAUCAAAACGGCUGGUAUCCAAGUCUACCUGUCCUAAAUUAAAAAUCUUACCAAAGCGCAAAACAAAUCUCGUUUUCCUUCUGUCUGUAUGAUAUAUACCUGCAUUUUUUUUAAUCACUAAGGUGAACGUUGAAGUUGCUCA